Williopsis jadinii is the source of this 875-nucleotide messenger RNA. RefSeq names its product Mud1p (gene MUD1). Gene Ontology annotation, cellular component: U1 snRNP. The coding region runs from base 170 to 808 and encodes 212 amino acids. Gene Ontology annotation, biological process: mRNA splicing, via spliceosome. Gene Ontology annotation, molecular function: U1 snRNA binding. The record is from RefSeq and is a predicted model, not a curated record. NCBI's taxonomy places the organism in Eukaryota, Fungi, Ascomycota, Saccharomycetes, Phaffomycetales, Wickerhamomycetaceae. The transcript has 2 exons.
UAUAAUAUUAACACGAUGAACAUCAAAGUAAUCCCCAGCACCGACAGUAUGAGGUCGUCUCAGAAAAGUGGUGGUGUUUGGAUGUGACACAGCUCAAGUUACAAGGUGAUUGAGAUUCAUAACAAAAUGAGACAGCUUGGAACAGCUUAGAACAGGGAAGCAUCACCUAAUGACGUAUAACUUUAAGGAUACAGUUUAUGUACGCAACAUCAAUGAGAAGGUAUCUCUGAACACUUUGAAGAGGAAGCUCAACGAAGUGUUUGCACCUUAUGGGCCUGUGUUGUCCAUAACUGCCCACAAGAACAUAAGAAUGAGAGGUCAAGCGUUCGUGACACUUGAGGAUGAGGCGAAGGCUUCAAGAGCUAUAGAUUGCUUAAACGAUACCGUUAUUUUCCAAAAAAAGAUUCAGUGUCAAUUGGCAAAGACUAGUUCGGAUGACUCUGUUGAAAGACACCUUGGUGAAUCAGAAUUCACCGUCUAUGUCCAGGAUAGGCAGAAGAAGAAGGCCCAGCAGGAUGAAUCAUCGAUGAAGAAGUCGUCAACACCAAAAGUUGUCAAGGUUGAUUUGCAAAAUGUGCCACCAAAUAAGAUUCUAUUGAUCCAGGGAUUGCCAAACGAUAUAACAUCAGAGGAACUGACCAGUGUGUUUGAAUCUUACAAGGGCUUUGUACAAGCUCGUCUUGUCGCAGUUAAAAGGGUUGCAUUCAUUGAUUUUGAGAAUGAGCAGGAUGCCACAGUUGCCAAAGAUGAAAAUAUGGACCUGACGAUACGAGAAGUCAAGGCACAAGUGAGCUACGCGAAGAAGUGAAAUUAGUAGAUUAUCUAUACAGUGAUGAAACACCAAUGAAUGACUCCAUUAAGAAUGAUAUGUAGAU